Messenger RNA from Strongylocentrotus purpuratus (purple sea urchin), 4293 nucleotides. Its product is annotated as receptor-type tyrosine-protein phosphatase delta. The transcript is spliced from 19 exons. Gene Ontology annotation, biological process: Notch signaling pathway. The coding region runs from base 342 to 3023 and encodes 893 amino acids. The record is from RefSeq and is a predicted model, not a curated record. Gene Ontology annotation, molecular function: Notch binding; calcium ion binding. NCBI's taxonomy places the organism in Eukaryota, Metazoa, Echinodermata, Echinoidea, Camarodonta, Strongylocentrotidae.
UUCACGGUAGGAUAAUGAACGAGACUUGUCGAUUUCAUUAGGGACUGUUAGAUGUGCACACGCGAUCCACUUCGACGCUUCUCAAUGGCUACAUUCUUGAACCCAAUUUAUAAAACGUCAUAAUGACCCUGCCUCCCCCGAGACUUUGCCGCAUGCCCUGAGCAAAUGUCAUCAGCUUUGCAGACAGCAUAUAUAUGGUCCCCUGAUACUCCUGACGUGGUUUCUAUGGAGAGCCGUAUGUAUAUCCAAUACAGGACUGGUAUACGAUAGGGCCUUAGCGUGCAAAUAGAUAUGCAGAUAGAUGUGAGAGAUUGAGGAGUGCACGAUAGAAGAUCAUCAAAAUGGUUUGGAGAGGUGGAAGGUAUCUGUGCUCAUUGCUCAUAUUGACAGCGAUGGGACCAACCACUACAUUAGAUAUCGAUGAUUGCUCGAGCGGCCCCUGUAUGAAUGGAGGAACCUGCAUGGACUUGGUCAAUGCAUACACAUGCUCAUGUCUAGAUGGAUUCAACGGAACUCACUGUGAAUUUGAUAUUCGUGAAUGCGACUCCACGCCCUGCAAGAACAAUGGAACCUGCUUUGAUGCCACAAACUAUUACAACUGCACUUGUCUUCCGGGCUUCAUUGGAACAUAUUGUGAAACUAUCUGUCCUGAUGGUACUUUUGGAGAUUACUGUAUGGAGAGCUGUACAUGUGUGGACUGGGCUAACUGCAGUAAUAUCGAUGGGGGCUGCACUUGUGAGCCAGCAUUUGAGGGAGCAGUUUGUGACAGAAGCGAGGUUAAAGUCACAGCAAGCCGGACAUCUAACGAUACAAUAUCAAAGGGCGACGACUUUACACUAGCUUGUCGGGUCAAUCUCGCAGGGAUAGACCUGGAUGAGGUGGCUUGGUACAGAGAUAGUGUCGAACUCCCAAAUGAGACAGGUGCAGACUACAUGGUAGACAGCAACCCUGACAUGGGAAUGUACAGCAUCACCAUCCUUGUAGCCGAUGCCUUAGAUACAGGGACCUACCGCUGCACUGCUGUGACAAAAGAAAACCAGUUUAAUGCAUCGAGCGAAGACAUUUCAGCUGAUGUUGUUGUUCGUGGUAAAAUUGAUCUUGAACUCAGCAAACUUGAGGAUUAUAUCCAACUAAACCAAACGGCAAGUCUCAACUGUACCGUGUUCUCGACCAGUAAUGCAAGCAUAGCAUGGGAGCGGAAUGGAGUGAGACUAGUGAAUGGUAUGAACAGGACUAGAAUUGAACCAAGCCAAGAAAUGGGAACAGGAGGGACAUAUUUCUUCAGCGUGCUCAAUGUAUCUUAUAUUGUCCGAGGAGAUAAUGGAAUUUAUAUGUGCUUGGCUUUUGACGGAGCUGGGAUUAUGACCGACAGUGGGGAUUUUAACAUCUUUGUCCAAGAGGUGGCAGAACUUGCUAAUCCAGAAUAUCUCAAUGUCCGCUCCAAGCAACUUCAACUUGUGUGGGACUUCACAGUUCAAGGCAAUGACGACGAGAUCAACUGCAUCGCCAAAUACGGGAUUCAAGACACCAAUGAGACAGAGCAAGAUGUGGGAGGUACAUCACCGGGUGUCCCGUUGUUGGACUUGGAGCCCUACACCACCUACAAGUUUCAGCUGAUCUGUGUGAAUCUUGCUGGAAGCAGCGAGCCUCUGGACUUUCCACCCGAACGCACCCUAGCUGGAAAGCCGUCUAAGCCUCGGAAUGUGCGUAUUAGUGAAAUAGAAGCAAGACAGGUGUUUGUACAAUGGGACGAGCCAGAGGUUGAAAAUGGACCUAUUGAUGUAUACAUACUAACAGCUAGAAGUGAAAAAAGCGACUACAUUUAUCCUGUACCAGGAACCAGCGCUUCUUUUACAGGACUUACACCAUAUACAAUCUACAGAAUCUAUGUACGAGCACUUAAUUUCAACUCAGAGGAAGGGACACAGACUAGUAACGAAUCAGUACCCUCAGAAAGUUUUGAAACCUUACAAGCUGCACCUGGAGAACCGGUAGGACUUACUGUUGAUGAUUCUCCAACUGAAUGCAUAAUUUCUUGGGGGCAACCGAGUGAGCCAAAUGGAGUGAUCAAAAAAUAUACACUCUAUGAAGAGGUCUUGAAAAUGGGCACAGAUGUUGUGGAUAAAACCCAAAAAGUUGAAACGCCUGCUACUCAAUUGCAGAUAACAUUUAUGAAGGCAGGGUUAGAUCCCUUUUCCAUCUUUCGUUACUCAAUCACUGCUUCAACUGCACCUGGAGAAGGGGUUACUGCUACCACUACAGACGUUUGCGAAACACCACAAGGAGUGCCUGUGGCGCCACAAUCCAUACCUACCCCUAACGAUAGUGGAAUUUCUCAGACAAGCUUCACCACGACGUUGCUGCCCUAUGAUGCACGCAAUGGGCCCAUUAGUUGUUGCGAGGUGAUUGUUGUAGAACUGCAAAGUGGUGAUCCAGACCUAGAUUCUUCAGACCCUAGUUACGGUCCUGCACAGAUCAAGAGCUACGAGGAAGCAAAGAACACAAAAGGAACACCAUAUAGGGCUGUUGUAUUCAGCAACUGUCCCGCCAAUGGCGUUUUAGUUAUAGGUGCAUCAACUGGCGAUGUAUCGACCUGUAACACUGUAGGUUCGGCUGGAAGUGCUAGUAGAAGAAGGAGACAAACAACAGGUGCCAGUACUCUCACCGCGGUCAAUGGCCCUCUUAAUACCGGUGGGAUCUACUCCACCUUUGUCAGAGUCUAUACUCCCUCUCCAGAAGAUUCUCAGAUGGCCUUCUAUGAGAGUGGACCCUUCAUGGUCCCAGUCACUUUAAAAAGCAGUGGCACGCCUGUGACUUUGACGAUCGUAUCUGUGACCGUUAUUAUUGUUCUCAUCUGUGUCAUUAUGAUAUUCAUUUGUCUUCGUAAACGCAAAAGAUCUCGACGGCAAAGGAACAGGAGUCCCCCAACUGCUUCGGCAGGCUGCACCACGACGUAUUGUAUGUGCACAGAUCCGUUACCCACCAACGAUCAGACCAUGGAAGCCAUGAAUAUUAACCGAUAAAUAAGAAGCCAAAUCCUAUUAAUCAGACUGUGAAUAAUGACCUUGUCAAAGAGGAAUAUGAAAUCAUGAUAUACAAGAGCGGCACUAGGGUUCUUUAAAAUUAUUGUCUGAGUAGAAAAUGUAAUUGUUGCACAGUGAGGAAAUAUUUUGCUUUGUAUUUGCCAUUAAACUAUACUGUGAAAUUGUAAUCAUUGCAAUUUGUACCAGAAUAGUUGUAAGGAGAAAACGUCAGGUGUAGUGAGGAGCAGGCUGGGAAGGGCAAACGGGAUUUUUUAAAAUUUCGAACAGAAAAAUAGCAAUAUAGUUAUUUUGUAUUUUAAUUUUCAAAUAGUAUAACGUGAGAGAGAUGGAAUAUGGAAUAUGGAUAUUGACAUAUGUUUCAUGCCGGAUAUAGCACAAACCGUCACAACUCAUUACUUGUCGAUUUUUAGAUUUAAAAAAAACAUAUAUAGUAAGCAACUGUAGCGUAUCCGGACCUUGGCGAAAGGGGAAAGGCAAUUCUUCCUAUAGCCAAUGAUGGUCCAUUUUUUUCCAGCAAGAAAAUCUUUUUCUUGGCCUUAAUUCGUGUGGAUGGGUUCCCGCUCUUCUUCAUUUCAUCUUUUUUUCUUUAAUCUUAUGAUUUUGAUUUCGAUAUUUAUGGUUUUCAAUAUUAGGAAGUUAAAGUGAGCGGGUCGUCAGUAUCCAUUUGCAGUGGUUCAUAAUUUGCUGACACCAGACUUAAUGAAAAUACCAUUGCGUGUUCAAGUCUGCACACAGCAAAUCGUAGUCCCAUCAAGAAAUACUUCCUAGUCUCUAGCAGAGUCUUCGGUAGCCUUUAGACACGACCUCAUGUCUGAUAGACGCCAAGCGACUAAAAAGAGACUAAUUGCGAAAACCCGAGUGAACGCCAGAGCGAGUGGCCCAGCCAAGUGGCCUUUAGUAGUCUAGUUUGGAUUUCUUAUGUUAACCCUUGUUUCCGACUGCAAUUUUCUACCAAAAUGGUAGCGUCCAAUCACCGAACGUAUCAUCGCGUGACGUCGGCAUAUAUUAUCCAUCAUGUUCACAGUAAACGUAUCCAUCACGUUCACUGUAAACUCUACGUAGUACGAAUACCUAUAACAUUGAACGAAACGAGUUGGACUGGGUCAUUUUAUAUACCGGGAAAGUCUCACUUACAAUUGUUAGCUCAAGUCAUCAAAUGCCUCCUUUUUUAUUGUGAUGUUGCACGUAAACAUAUUGCUCCAGUUGUCUCAUUUUCGCUCGCUGGAACAUUGCCAGCUCAAACCACUGA